CCAACAACAUCUACAAAUCGGGGAAGAAACAGCUCUCCAGUUGAAAAGGCAAACCACAGAUUUCUCUCUUCACCUUCUUCAGCAGGCAAAGCGAAAUGGCGGCGAGAAAUGUACUCCUGAAGCACCUCAGGGUGAACGUCAACACUAUGCUGCAAAACCCUAGGUCUGGCGCCGGCGGCCUCUCGCAGCUGAUCAGACGCCACUUCUCCGACGAGGCGAAGGGUUCUUUCCUCGAAAAAUCCGAGGUCGCCGAACGCGUCCUAUCUGUGGUCAAGAAGUUCCAGAAAGUCGAUCCAUCGAAGGUUACACCAAAUGCGCAUUUCCAGAAUGAUCUUGGACUGGAUAGCUUAGACUCUGUGGAAGUUGUGAUGGCUCUUGAAGAAGAAUUUGCUUUCGAGAUACCCGACACCGAAGCAGACAAAAUCAACUCAAUCAAUCUUGCCGUUGACUUUAUUGCAUCUCACCCCCAGGCAAAAUAGUCGAACACCUAUGCUUCCCUUUAUAUUUUCUUCCUUCAUUCUAGCUUAACUAUGUCAUGGCUAGUUUUUUGAUCUGAAUAUUUCUGUUUUGAGAAAAAAAGAAGCAGCUAUUUAUUAAGCUGAAAUAUCGAAGUCUUUCCAUGUUAAAACAUUAUUUCGGGUUAUCGUUUAGAGCACGCAGGUGAUGGUGUGCAAUUCAUCACAUUGAAAUAAAUCUGGAUAUGAUCAAAGAAGUUGAUUUGGAUUUCUAUUUUCCAUGAUUAUUAUUCAUUCUCAUCGUU
Messenger RNA from Erythranthe guttata (spotted monkey flower), 760 nucleotides. Its product is annotated as acyl carrier protein 2, mitochondrial. Gene Ontology annotation, biological process: fatty acid biosynthetic process. Lineage: Eukaryota; Viridiplantae; Streptophyta; Magnoliopsida; Lamiales; Phrymaceae. The record is from RefSeq and is a predicted model, not a curated record. Gene Ontology annotation, molecular function: acyl binding; acyl carrier activity. Gene Ontology annotation, cellular component: mitochondrion.